UAAAUAUUGCAAUUUUUUUAACUUACAAUUAACACAAUAAUGUCAAUGAAUGUAUUAUGUAUAAAUAGAUCUAAGAUCUAAAAGAUUAUUUAUUUCAUCAUAGUGAUCAUAUUAUUCAACAACAUGAGAACUAUUUUAAAAUUGGUGUUUUUCUGCAUUAUUGUGGUCGCAAUCACCGAAUCUCUGCCUAGACCCACAUCAGAACCUAAUCAAAACAAAACUGGAUUAGUUGAUGGAGAGAUAUUCCUAAUUGAUGCAAUUAUAAUAGAAAACGACAGGAAUGAUUCUGAUAUAACAACCACUUUGGAACCUCACAAAUUGGAAGUAAGAGCUGCUGGAGAUUAUUAUGAUGAUUUGGAUUAUGCGGCUGAUACCAAUAAUGAAGAGAUUUCAGUGAGGAAAGAAGAUGGUCUAUCAGGAUUCGAGGAUCCGUACAGAGAUGAACCUGCUCAUAAAAUGCAUCAGUACCUUAUUGUUUAAUUGUGAGUGAAUUAUAAUUAUUAAUUAUACCGUUUGCCGUGGGAUGCAAUUAACAAAACGUACAGAAUCUUUAACAGGUUUGGUUUUUACUUGAAAAAAUUAAUUUAACAAUUUUAUGUAUAAAAUGAUAUGAGCCAUGACAUUAUUAAAUGUUUUAAUAAACAUUUUUCAUUCUUCAGCUCGGUACAGUGGAUUAUUUUUAUAUUAUUUGUUACAGAUUAUAAUUAUUUAUAAAGAAUUAAAUU
Molecule: messenger RNA, 725 nt
Organism: Aethina tumida (small hive beetle)
Lineage: Eukaryota; Metazoa; Arthropoda; Insecta; Coleoptera; Nitidulidae
Exons: 3
Coding region: 124-480 (118 amino acids)
Source: RefSeq, a predicted model, not a curated record